Molecule: messenger RNA, 6235 nt
Organism: Orcinus orca (killer whale)
Lineage: Eukaryota; Metazoa; Chordata; Mammalia; Artiodactyla; Delphinidae
Gene: PPL
Product: periplakin
Exons: 22
Coding region: 110-5374 (1754 amino acids)
Biological process (GO): intermediate filament cytoskeleton organization; wound healing
Cellular component (GO): cytoplasm; cytoskeleton; intermediate filament
Molecular function (GO): cadherin binding; structural molecule activity
Source: RefSeq, a predicted model, not a curated record
CUCACCUGUGCUCGCUGCUCGCCCUUUGGUGCGCGCCGGGGCCUCCGCAGCCCAGUGCCCUGACCGGCGCCGCGACCCGACGUCCCACCCGCCCACCCCGAGCGCCACCAUGAACUCGCUCUUCAAGAAGAGAAACAAAGGCAAAUACAGCCCCACGGUUCGGACCCGCAGCGUCUCUAACAAGGAGCUGUCAGAGCUGAUUGAGCAGCUGCAGAAGAAUGCUGACCAGGUGGAGAGGAACAUCGUGGACACGGAGGCCAAGCUGCAGAGCGACCUGGCCCGGCUGCAGGAGGGCCGGCAGCCGGAGCACCGGGACUCAGCCCUGCAGAAGGUUUCAGACUCAGAGAAGCUGCUGUAUGUGCUGGAGGCGGACACGGCCAUCGCUAAGCACAUGAAGCACCCCCAGGCGGACAUGAUCGCCGAGGACAUCUGUCAGCUGAAGGAGCGUGUGACCAACCUCCGCGGGAAACACAAGCAGGUCUACAACCUGGCAGUGAAGGAGGUGGACCCGCAGGUCAACUGGGAGGCGCUGGUGGAGGAAAAGCUGGACAAGCUGAGCAGCCAGAGCUUCGGGUCGGACCUGCCGCUGGUAGACCACCAGGUGGAGCAGCACAACAUCUUCCACAAUGAAGUCAAGGCCAUCAGGCCCCACCUGACCAAGGACGGGGGCAAGGAGCAGAACAGCGAACUCCAGGCCAAGUACCAGAAACUGCUGGCGGCGUCUCAGGCACGGCAGCAGCACCUGAGCUCGCUGCAGGACUACAUGCAGCGCUGCACCAAUGAGCUGUACUGGCUGGACCAGCAGGCCCAGAGUCGUAUGCAGUACGACUGGAGCGACUGCAACCUCGACUACCCCAGCCGCCGGCGCCAGUACGAGAAUUUCAUCAACCGGAACCUGGAGGCCAAAGAGGAGAGAAUUAACAAGCUGCACAGUGAGGGUGACCAGCUGCUUGCCGCCAAGCACCCCGGAAGGAAAUCCAUUGAGGCUCACAUGGAGGCUGUGCAUGCAGAUUGGAAGGAGUACCUGAACCUGCUCAUCUGUGAGGAGAGCCAUCUGAAGUACAUGGAAGACUACCACCAGUUCCACAAAGACGUGAAGGAUGCUCAGGAGCUGCUGCGCAAGGUGGACUCAGACCUGAACCAGAAAUACAGUCCCGACUUCAAAGACCAAUACCAGAUUGAGUUGAUGCUGCGGGAGCUGGACGACCAGGAGAAGGCUCUGGACAAGUACGAGCACGAGGUGCGGGGCCUGCAGAAGCGAGGGCAGCAGGUGGUACCCCUCAGGUACCGCCGGGAGACACCAUUCAAGCCCAUCCCCGUGGAGGCGCUCUGUGACUUUGAGAGUGACCAGGGCCUAAUCUCUCGGGGCUACAGCUACACCCUGCAGAGGAACAAUGGGGAGAGCUGGGACCUCACGGACAGCGCAGGGAAUGAGCUGACUGCCCCAGCUGUCUGCUUCAUGAUCCCUCCCACCGACCCCGAGGCCCUGGCUCUGGCCGACAGCCUGGGCAGCCAGUACCAGAGCCUGCGGCAGAAGGCAGCUGGGAGCAGAAGGGCGCUCCAGCAGCGGCAUGAGGUGCUGAAGGCAGAGAACUCUGGAGAUGUCUCUGACCUGCAGGGCCGGCAGCUGCUGGCCGGCUUGGACAAGGUGGCCAGCGACCUGGACCGGCAGGAGAAGGCCAUCACAGGGAUCCUGCGGCCGCCGCUAGAGCAGGGCCGGGCCGUGCAGGACAGUGCUGAGCGGGCCAAGGACCUCAAGAACAUCACCAACGAGCUGCUGCGCAUCGAGCCCGAGAAGGCGAGCAGCACGGCCGAGGGCGAGGCAUUCAUGCAGGCCCUCCCGGGCAGUGGCAGUGCGGCCCUGCUGAGGACGCGGGUGGAGGACACCCAGCGCAGAUACGAGCGCCUGGUGCAGCUGCUGGACGCGGCCCAGGAGAAGGUUGACAUCGCCAACCGCCUGGAGAAGAGCCUGCAGCAGGGCCGGGAGGUGCUGGCCUCAUACGAAAACCAGCUGGCCCAGGAGGACACGGUGCCCAAGAGUGGCCAUGCCCUGGACAGCAAGAGGCAGGAGCUGGCGGCCAUGGCCUCCGAGCUGCAGGCCCGGCAGGCCCUCCUCAGCGAGGUGGAGCAGAAUCUGCAGGCCGCCAAGCAGUGCUCUGGCUCGCUGGCCAGCCGCUUCCAGGAGCACUGCCCGGACCUGGAGCGCCAGGAGGCCGAGGUGCACAAGCUGCGCCAGCGCUUUGACAACCUCUGCCAGCAGGUGGAGGUCAGGGUCCAGAGCCUGCAGAGCACCCGGGCUGCUCACGACGCCUUCUAUAGUGGCCGCGACCGCCUGCUGCAGUUCCUGUCCCACAUCCCCAGCUACGAGCCCCAGGAGACAGACGGCCUCGGCCAGAUGGAGACCAAGCUGAACAACCAGAAGAACCUGCUAGAUGAGAUAGCAAGAAGGGAAGAGGAAGUACAGAAAGUCUACGCCCACUCCCAGCAGUACCAGCAAGCUGUCAAGGACUACGAGUUGGAAGCAGAGAAACUCAGGUCCCUCCUUGACUUGGAGAAUGGAAGAAGCAGCCACAUGAGCAAGAGGGCCAGGCUCCAGUCCCCUGCCACCAAAGUGAGGGAAGAGGAAACGGCUCUUGCUGCCAAGUUCACGGAAGUUAAUGCCAUCAACAGACAGAGGCUGCAGAAUCUGGAGUUUGCUCUGAAUCUCCUGAGACAGCAGGCUGAGGCAGGCAUGAGCCAUGAGGCCCUGCCCAGGGGCAAGCCGGGCUCCGAAGUAGAGGAGACGUGGAAGAUUCAGAGGGAGCUGGACGAGGAGGCGGAGCGGAGGCAGCAGCUGGAGAAUGAGGUCAGGAGCGCCCAGGAGGAGAUCCGGACCCUGCAGAACCAGAGCCCACAGGAAGCAGUGGUGAGGAAGGUGCUCAAGAAGGUGCCAGACCCCACGCUGGAGGAGAGCUUCCGGCAGACGCAGCAGACCCUGGUGGAGGAGCAGUGCAAGAACCAGCUGCUGCAGAAGGAGCUGGAGGCACUGCAGCUGCGGCUGUGCGCCCUGGAGCAGGAGGCCAGGGAUGGCGGGCAGGAGUACAUGGUCAAGGAGGUUCUGCGCAUCGAGCCGGACCAAACCCAGGCCAACGAGGUCCUGAGGCUGCGGGAGGAGCUGGAGGAGCUGCGGCGGCAGAAGGGCACCCGGGAGGCAGAGGUGCUCCUCCUGCAGCAGCGCAUCGCAGCCCUGGCCCAGGAGAAGAACCAGGUGCGGGAGAAGGUCACCGAGAAGGAUGUGGUGAAACUGCAGAAUGACCCCCAGCUGGAGGCAGAGUUCCGGAAGCUGCAGGAGGACCAGCAACGGGAGCAUCAGCUCAGGGAGAAUCAGGAGGAGGAGCUGAGCUUCCUCCAGGACAAGCUGAAGAGGCUGGAGAAGGAGCGGGCCAUGGCUGAGAGCAAGAUCAUCAUCAAGGAGGUGCUCAAGGUGGAAAAGGAUGUGGCAACCGAGAGGGAGGUGGGUGACCUCAAACGCCAGUAUGAGGACGAGGCCGCCAAGGCUCGUGCCAACAAGAGGGAGAAAACGGGGCUGCUCCGAAAGAUCUGGGCCUUGGAGGAGGAAAAUGCCAAAGUGGUCGUGCAGGAAAAAGUGCGGGAGAUCGUCCGGCCAGACCCCAAGGCAGAGAGUGAGGUGGCCAACCUCCGCCUGGAGCUGGUCGAGCAGGAGUGCAAGUACCGGGGGGCCGAGGAGCAGCUGAAGAGCUACCAGAGCGAGCUGGAGGUGCUCCGGAGGCGGGGCCCCCAGGUGGAGGUCAAGGAAGUGACGAAGGAGAUCAUCAAGUACAAGACUGACCCCGAGAUGGAGAAAGAGCUUCAGAGGCUCAGGGAGGAGAUCAUCGACAAGACCAGACUCAUCGAAAGGUGUGACCUGGAGAUCUACCAGCUGAAGCAGGAGAUCCAGUCCCUGAAAGAGGCCAAACCCCAGGUGCAGACCAAGGAGGUGGUCCAGGAGAUCCUGCAGUUCCAGGAAGACCCCCAGACCAAAGAGGAAGUGGAGUCUCUGAGGGCCCAGCUGUCACAGGAACAGAAGAAGCAAGUGGAUCUGGAAAUAGAGAGGGUGUCCCAGGAGGAAAAAAUCAAACAGAAGGAGGAGGAGCUUUCCCAGGUGAAGGAGAAGAUGGUCCAGCAGGAGGUCGUCAGGUACGAGGAGGAGCCGGGCCUGCAGGCCGAGGUGAACGCCUUCACCGAGAGCAUCGACGCGGAGCUGCAGCAGAUCGAUGGCCUCCGCGGGGAGCUGCAGCAGCUACAGCGCAGGCGAGCGGAGCUGGAGUGCCAGCUGGAGGAGCUGGAGCGCGAGCGGCAGACACGCAGGGAGGCCGAGCUGGAGGUACAGCACCUGAAGCAGCGGCUGGCCCAGCUGGAGGAGGGGGAGGCCCGGGAAAAGGUGACCCUCAAGCAGAAGGUGGUGCUGCAGCAGGACCCCCAGCAGGCCCGGGAGCACACCCUGCUCGCGCUGCAGCUGGAGGAAGAGCGGCACCGGCGGCAGGUCCUGGAGCAUGAGCUCAAGACCCUGAAGAAAAAGCUGGAGCACCUAGAGAAGAUGGAGGUCAAGGAGAAGGUGGUCCUCUCCAAGAGCAUCCAGGUGGAGAGAGGUGACACCGAGCAGGAGAUUCAGAGGCUAAAGAGCAGCCUGGAGGCGGAGAGCCAGAGCAAGAGGGAGCUGGACGCAGAGGUGAGCCAGCUGGAGGCCAAGCUGUCGGAGCUGGAGUUCUGUAACUCCAAGUCAUCCAAGGAGCUGGAUUUCUUGAGGGAAGAGAACCAUAAACUGCAGCUGGAGCGGCAGAGCCUGCAGCUCGAGGCCCGCAGGCUCCAGUCCGAAAUCGAGACGGCGGUGGCGGAGACGCAGGGCCUAAGGAGCAUGCCGGUGGCGGCAGACCCUGGGGCGCAGCUCGACUGCCGCCUCCGGUCCCUGGAGCAGGAGCUGGAUGACCUCAGGCAGCUCUCUAGAGACAAAGACCUGGAGAUCGACGAGCUGCAGCGACGCCUGGGCUCUGUGGCCAUCAAGCGGGAACAAAGGGAGAACCACCUGCGGCGCUCCAUCGUGGUCAUCGACCCCGACUCGGGCCGCGAGCUGUCCCCAGAGGAAGCCCACCGGGCUGGCCUCAUCGACUGGAACAUGUUUGUGAAACUCAGGAGCCAGGAGUGCGACUGGGAGGAAAUCUCCGUCAAGGGUCCCAACGGGGAGUCCUCUGUGAUCCAUGACAGGAAGUCUGGCAAGAAGUUCUCCAUCGAAGAGGCCCUACAGAACGGAAGACUGACCCCUGCCCAGUAUGACCGCUACAUCAACAAGGAUAUGUCCAUCCAGGAGCUGGCCGUCCUAGUGUCCGGGGAGAAGUAGGCACGGCCCCACCUUCACCUUCCUGGAAGCAGAUGCUGGCUCUCUCCUGCCCAGUACUCUCCCAUCUUUUCUCCCUGGCCCCGUGCAGCUCCUAAUCCGUGCAGAACCCCGUGUGUCCCCCCAGCUGCUCAGAGCACAGCUCAACCACAAGCGGGACAGGCACCUGCUGAACCGUCAUCCAACCAGGUGAGUGACCUGCUUCAUCUCCCGAUGAUUCAAACCCGCAGUGCCCUUCGUCUUUCUCCUUUUCCCACACAGUCCCAUAAACAGACUCCUUCCAGGUGUGAUACCUGGAAGCAACUGAAAACUGCGAAAGCACACGACGACCAACAACUGGGGUGGACAAGCCCACUCCAUGCAGCACUGACCUCCACACCCCAGCACGGGAAACUCUAGGGCAGAAAGGCCUCCCUGCUUCAGCAAAGCAACAGCUCCCCAGGCCUGCAACCUGCAUUCACACCCCUCGGGAUUCUGGCUCAGCCGACUCUUCAUCAGAGGCCUUCUGGGGAGACGGAUCUGGGCUCUAUGCCAGAAAAGGCGCAAAGAAACCAGAACAGCAUCUGACCCUGGUGCUCGAAUGAAGCUUAACUGUCAAGCCAUACUGUCCCAAGAAAACGCACCAUCGGGGAACGUUUCACAUUUUGAAAUUAAAGUACUUUCCUAGUGGACUGUGUUGCUGUUAGCCUUAGAUUCGGUGCCUAGUCCUGCUUAUUAUCUCACUGCCAUUAGUAAACUCCACAGUUGAUUUUCUACCAAACAAAUUUCGGGUCCUCUGUAUCUCACGUAUUAUGUAAGAAAAUGGGAAGUAAUAGGGAACUCUAUUUAUAGUGCAAAAAUAAACACCUGGUGGCUUGAUUCUAA